Molecule: messenger RNA, 3618 nt
Organism: Haplochromis burtoni (Burton's mouthbrooder)
Lineage: Eukaryota; Metazoa; Chordata; Actinopteri; Cichliformes; Cichlidae
Gene: prkd4
Product: protein kinase D4
Exons: 18
Coding region: 265-2757 (830 amino acids)
Biological process (GO): protein phosphorylation
Molecular function (GO): ATP binding; protein serine/threonine kinase activity
Source: RefSeq, a predicted model, not a curated record
UGUUUAAGUUUUGACAGCCAGGGUGUGGGGUGUUAACCGUACGCUGUGCUUUUUGCAGCCUUCACAGAGGUGAGUGCUUCUCUUGUUACUUCCUGUUUCUCAGACAGCCGAGCCCCACAAAAAGGAAACCAGACCAACCAGCAGCUCAUGAUGAGCCUCGGCAGCACCAUGAUAGAUUGAUCAGCUGUUGUGCUGUUGAGACGCAGUCCUUCGAUCGUCGAAGACAAAGACCAGACCAAGAUUAGACCGUAAGGCUCUCUCUCCAUGUCUACACUGACUCCCUCGAGUCCCAGUAGUCUCACAGCACCGGUUCUGGUCCAGUUCCAGCUGGGUCUGUUCAGGGAGGUGGUUCGAGUCCCUGCGGGCAACCUGAGCUACCGUCAUGCCCGGAGGUUGGCUGCUGAGGUCAUAGAGCGCAAGGCUCCAGACUGCAGUGUGGUGGGUGUCGGGGAGAAGAUUCUGCUGUUCAGACAUCAAGCCGCCUCCGAGCAGUUGCUGCAGCGGCUGACCGACUCUGACGAGCUGCAGGAUGGCGACCUCAUUGAGGUCAUCGUUUCAGGAUCAGCCUCCGUGACGCAGGUGACGAUGCGUCCACACUCCUUGGCGGUGCAGUCGUACCGGACCCCCACUUUCUGUCACCACUGUGGAGAGAUGCUGUGGGGCCUCGUUCGGCAGGGUUUAAAAUGUGACGGUUGUGGAUUAGACUUUCAUAAACGCUGUGCUUUGCAGUUGCCCAGUAACUGUAGCCGAGCACGGCGUCAGGUUAGCACCAGCUUUUCCCUGUUUCCACCCCGGCGACCUCGCACACACUCGCUGUCCAAUCAGGCAGGCGGGAGUCUAGAAGAGAUCAGCAAGUCCAAGCCCGCGUCCAGGCCUCCAUCCUGGGCCGAGGCUCCGGUGUGGCUGGGAGUCGGGUACAGCGACUGGAGCAGGGCUCAGGUCCCUCACACCUUCCACAUCCACAGCUACACCAAACCCACCGUCUGCCAGUACUGCCACCGGCUGCUCAAAGGCCUCUUCAGGCAGGGGCUGCAGUGCUCAGACUGCAGGUUUAACUGCCAUCGGCGCUGUGAGCCUUUAGUCCCCAGAGACUGUCCUGGAGAGAGGAACGGCAUGAACGGGGAAGAGAGCCCAGCAGCUGAUAACAGCUGCCAACCAGACUUGGAAGACAAUGAGUCAGUGAUCACCAGCACCACAGAGAUCUGCGACGAUGACAUGUUCACCGAUGAUGACUCACAGGCAGAGACCGGGGAAGUCGAGCAGCUGCGAGAGCCGAUGAGUCCUUGUUUCAGCAGCAACAUCCCCCUGAUGAGGCUCGUCCAGUCGGUGCAUCACACUAAGAGGAGAGGCGGAGGAGUCCUGAGAGAGGGGUGGCUGGUCCACCACACCAACACAGACACAUUGAGGAAACGCCAUUACUGGAUCUUGGACUGGAAGAGCAUGACUCUGUACCAGAAUGAAAACACCACGAAGUUCUACAAGGAGAUCUCUCUGUCCGAGGUGCUCGGGGUCCGAGGCCCCACCCAGCUCUCCGUGCCACCAUCAGACGGCAGCGCUCACUCGUUCGAGCUGGUGACGGUGUCGCUGGUGUACUGCGUGAUAGCCGGCGAGGAGGGGGCAGCCUGGGAGAGCGCCAUCCGGCAGGCUAUGAUGCCGGUGGAGAGCAGCAGAGGACACAAAGAUGAGAUCCAGGAUCAAUACCGAUACAGACGCAGUGCGGUAAGAUUUGAGCGAGUUUAUCGUGCACACGUUAGAGGAGUGUUACAGAGUGUUGAAGUGUGUUUGUGUGUGUUUCAGGACAUCAGCUCGGUGUAUCAGAUCUGUACAGACGAGGUGCUGGGGUCGGGACAGUUUGGCGUGGUGUACGGAGGAACUCACAGGAAGUCGGGUCGAACAGUUGCCAUCAAGGUCAUCGACAAGACGCGUUUCCCCACCAAACAGGAGACGCAGCUGAGAAACGAAGUGGCCAUCUUGCAGAAUCUGUCGCACCCCGGCGUGGUUCUGUUGGAGGGCAUGUUCGAAACUGUCGAGCACGUGUUUGUUGUAAUGGAGAAGCUGCACGGAGACAUGCUGGAGAUGAUUCUGUCCAGCGAGAAAGGUCGACUCCCUGAACGCAUCACUCGCUUCCUCGUCAUGCAGAUUCUGGAGGCUCUGCGGUACCUGCACUUGAAGCACAUCGCUCACUGUGACCUGAAACCUGAGAACGUACUGCUGGCCACUUCAGACCCCUUACCUCUGGUGAAGCUGUGCGACUUCGGCUUCGCCCGGAUCAUAGGGGAGAAGUCUUUCCGGCGCUCCGUCGUGGGGACUCCGGCCUACCUGGCACCCGAGGUGAUCAGCAGCAAUGGCUACAACCGCUCUCUGGACAUGUGGUCUGUCGGCGUCAUCAUGUACGUCAGCCUGAGCGGCACGUUUCCCUUUAAUGAAGAUGAGGACAUCCGGCAGCAGAUCACCAACGCCACCUUCAUGUACCCGCGCCAAACCUGGGCCCCCAUCUCACUGGAGGCUGUGAGCCUCAUCAAUAACCUGCUGCAGGUGUCGGUGAGACGGCGGUUCACCGUGGGCAAAGCGCUGGGACACAGCUGGCUGCAGAACUUCCAGCUGUGGUGCGACCUCCGGGAGUUCGAGCUCAGGAUGGGCUGCAGGUACCUGACGCAUCGAGGCGACGAGGACCGAUGGCGCUUCUACGCUGCAGAGAUGGGGCUGGACUUCCCCUCCCGCCUCUGCUGUGACCCCAACAAAGAAUUGGACAUGUGACCUCGAGCACAGAGGUUAAGGGUCGGACACUUUAUCAGACUGUGCAGCUACAUUUAAAAAAAAAAAAACAUUCAGCAGUGAGGCCGCGGAUCAAACGGGAGAAAAGUAAUAAAGACACAAACACGUGUGGUUUUAAUAAUAUAAUUUUCCUUUAUUUUCAAGUUGAGGUUUUUAACAUAUGACUGAAAGAGUGGCAUCAGUGAUGAGACAGCAUGAGUUAGGGAUGAGGGGGAGGAGGAGGAAAAUGGAGCACAGAUGAGUUAAGAUAUCGAGAUCAUGCACAGGGAGGAGCCUAACACAGCGAUCGUCGUGGCUGACCUCUUCUCUUCAAAUGCUACCCUAAACCCUGUGUUGUGAGUACGCCUGCUAUGGUUCCACGUACAGUUUUGAUUCUUCCCAUUUCAUCCACAACUUUCCUGAUGCCCUGUCUGACACCUCUCUCUGUCUUUGUCCCCCUUCUCCUCGUAAUUUUACAAUUAGCCCAAAAAAAGGCUAAAAAAAAGGAGUUUAAUAAGAGAGGUGUGUGGGAGAGGUCGCUCUCUCUGGCCAUAACAACUCAUCUUUCCGUAUCCGUUCCCGAGUCACCGCCCAGCCACGGCGCUCUCCUCCCAUUCCCCCCACCUGUGUCUUUUAAUACUCGGCGCUCCCAUUCGUCCUCCGUGUGUUCCUGAGUUUCUUAAGGCUUUAAGAUCUCCAGGUUAAAUCGCAUCCUUGCUAACAUUCAGGUUUCACAGUGCUGUGGUGAGAGUUUUCAGUAGCACCCGACAGGCCUCGCUCCUCUGCUGACUGCACUCGUGAACGGGCUCCUGCGGGGGUUCGUGUGAGGGCGAGUCGGUGACUCAAAAGGCCGUUUUUUUUUUU